AUGGCACAAAUGUCAUCAAAAGGAGUGGAAACCAUUUAUCUCUCUCUCGAGGUGUAUACAUGCGACUUACUAAUACAAAGGGGGCGCCUCUUAUUAAACGAACGCUUCGGAGAAACAAAUUUCGACGCAAAAUUGUGGAGAAGAGACAUCUUGGCUGGCCUCAUCUCGAUUUGUUUCGACUAUGAAUACUCCUUCGAUAUAUUCCCGUUGUACAACGUCACACAUUUGGGCCACCCUAACAUCGGCUUUACUGAAAUUCAAACGCCUGACAAUAUCAUUAUACCCCCAGACACUCUUCUUAAAAUGGGUGACGAACUCUACAAAUCUUAUCAAUGUUAA
Entamoeba invadens IP1 is the source of this 339-nucleotide messenger RNA. RefSeq lists its product as hypothetical. The record is from RefSeq and is a predicted model, not a curated record. NCBI's taxonomy places the organism in Eukaryota, Evosea, Mastigamoebida, Endamoebidae. The transcript has a single exon. Bases 1 to 339 code for a protein of 112 amino acids.